AUGUGGCCAGGAAAUAGCAGACAUUUGCAUGAAGUUUUAUCACACGUCUUUUUAGGAUUGUUGGAGAUGGAUUAUUACCUUGCUGUCUUCAUUAUUGCUGUUCUACAAUCAUAUAAAAGCUGUGUUUCUGUCACAGUGAAAAGAAAAUAUGUGGACUCAACUGUGAAACUUGUCCAUGCUAUGACUCUAGAAUGUGUCUACCCAAAGACGGCAAACGUAUCCCAGAUGUCAUGGAUUAAAGAAAAGGGCAAUAACAAAGUAAACAUUGUGGUCUUCAAAUUGCCUCAUCUUUUAUAUAUUAAAGACCAAUAUAAGCUCAGAGUCCGUGUUAGUAAUGAUACCACAAACAACAAGUCUCUGGUUUUCAGCAACGUUAUCGAGGAAGAUACCGGCUUUUAUGUAUGUUCCUUUCAGACCUUUCCAUUUGGACACUGGGAAAAGAGAAUAGAGGUUGUUCAAUCAGAAGUAGACACAUUAGAACCUAAUCUUAUUCCUGCAGCUGUUCCACAGUCCCACUAUCUGCAGGGAGAUUUUGAACCUCAAGUCUCGUCAAAUCAUCAGAUCUUUGCUGAACCAGGGGAAAGUGUCACCUUUACACAUACUUUUGACUCUGACAUAGUAGUGAAUCAAGUGAUAUGGGAAAGGAUCCAAGUAGACUGCAUGGACUUCAUAGUCCAAUGUGAUAAUUCUAAUAUGCUAAUCUGUGGUUCAGAUUACCAAGAUCGCGUAGAGAUGGAUUGUGCCACCGAAACAAAUAGCACAAUUGUACUCCAUAAUAUCACAGUUUCUGACUCUGGAAUGUACCGCUGUUUUUACACUGGAAGAAAUGGAAAAAAUGCAACUGGCUGGAUAAAACUGACUGUCGGUGGCAGUGGUAGUGUCACUUCAGUUUUUAAGGAUCAUCUGUAUUACAUUGUUGGAGCAGCCACUUCACUUUUAAUAGUAAUCCUGGUCAUUGUUGGGACGAUUCUUCAUUACAAAAAAAAGAAGAGGAAAAGAGCCACGAUGAUGGAAAUCUGUUAUACUUCUCAGAUCCAGCCCUCACAGAGGUGUAGAAAAUCAUGCUGCUGCAGCAAAGGAAAUGCAAGCAGAGAUCAAAAUACCACAAAAUCUGAAACACCAGACACACAAUUCUACAUCAACUGCAGAGGCUUCUCACGCAAACAGAAUAUGCAAGUGUGAACUCUUGCCUUCUACGUGAAUGAGCAGCUCCGAUGGCGUGUGUUGGACUUACCUCUGGAAUGACAUUCCGAGUGAGCUGAUGUGGUUCCCCCCAUCCCCCGCCUCUCCAGUUCCCUUUCAUUCAUUCAGGACUGAAGAAAUUCCUCA
This is a messenger RNA of Elgaria multicarinata webbii, 1329 nucleotides long. It is a transcript of the gene CD226, whose product is annotated as CD226 molecule. The transcript has 7 exons. Lineage: Eukaryota; Metazoa; Chordata; Lepidosauria; Squamata; Anguidae. Gene Ontology annotation, biological process: positive regulation of Fc receptor mediated stimulatory signaling pathway; positive regulation of type II interferon production; positive regulation of natural killer cell mediated cytotoxicity directed against tumor cell target. The coding region runs from base 1 to 1182 and encodes 393 amino acids. Gene Ontology annotation, cellular component: external side of plasma membrane. The record is from RefSeq and is a predicted model, not a curated record.